ACUUAGAAAUUACGGAGUACCAAAAUAGGAAUUACAUAUUUUUUUCAAAAGUUGGAGCUACAAUAGCAAUAAUGUCAAUAUAUAAAGCCACAAACAUUUUGAAAUGCCAAUAUACAGUACGGGUCAUAUUGUCACAGUACAAACAUUUAUUUUCGAAAUAAAAACAUGUGACUCCUAUUUCAAAAAGGAAUGAUGUUCCCGGUUUGACUUUUCCUCAUUUUAAGAGUGGUUGACUAUGGGGAGAAAUGGUCCAAAAUGCCCUUCACUAUGAACACCCCAAUUUCCGCUAGCCACCGUCGUCUGCAUCUCUGACCACCCUACCUUCUUUACCAAUUCCCUGUCGCCACCACAACCUUCGGUCCGUCGCUCGCCGCCAUCUCCCACCACAACGGCCAACCCCACCUCCUCCACCGACACCUACAGUGCCGUCAGCUUCCACCACAACCUCCUGUCCCUCCAUCGCCGCCAUCGCCCUCCAUCGCAGAUUUGGAAGAAAGAAAAGAUUUGGCAUAUUUUUCUCUCUCUCUCUACAUUCAUUUUUUUUGAUAUUCUGUCUCCUUUGCCGUUGUAGUCACGCUUCGUCGCUCAGAUCUGACUUCAUCCAUCCCAGGCUCCCUUCCGGCGCCGGUUUCGUCACCGGAGAUUGCGACUAUGGCUCCAACUAUUGAAACACCUGAGAAAGAACUCAACCAUAACCAGAUCUCUCGUCCGCCUCUUAAUGAAAGGAUACUGUCAUCCAUGACACGUAAAUCAGUUGCUGCCCAUCCUUGGCAUGAUCUCGAGAUAGGACCUGGAGCUCCGAAGAUUUUCAAUGCGGUAAUUGAGAUCAGCAAGGGCAGUAAGGUGAAGUAUGAACUCGAUAAGAAGACUGGACUUAUCAAGGUUGACCGAGUGCUUUACUCAUCUGUUGUCUACCCUCAUAACUAUGGUUUCAUCCCACGCACUAUUUGUGAGGACAGUGACCCUAUGGAUGUUUUAGUUAUCAUGCAGGAGCCUAUCCUUCCAGGGUGCUUUCUACGUGCAAAAGCAAUUGGUCUUAUGCCUAUGAUUGAUCAGGGAGAAAAAGAUGACAAGAUAAUUGCAGUCUGUGCUGAUGACCCAGAGUACCGACACUACACAGAUAUCAAGGAGCUCCCACCACACCGUUUGGCUGAGAUCCGUCGCUUCUUUGAGGACUAUAAAAAGAACGAGAACAAGGAAGUUGCUGUUAAUGACUUUCUACCUGCUUCUGAUGCUUAUGAAGCCAUCAAUCAUUCCAUGAACCUGUAUGCGGAGUAUGUCGUGGAAAACUUGAGGAGAUAAUCGGUUGGUUUUUAUUGGAAAUCCGAGAUCGGCGGAUGGAUAUUCACUCCAUACAGAUAAAAAUCCUCUUAUACUAUAAGUUCCUCGUGUUUUACUAUGUGCAUAUAACUCGGCCAGCAUAUGAUGACGACAAAGGCACAGCGAGACUGAAGUGCCAGACUGGUUCAGCACUUCACAAGCUCUAAUUCUCUGUGCCAAACUUAUAUGACUCCCGUUUGGUACUUUCGUUUAUUUUUAUUUUUGUAUCCUUUUGGCUUUUGUGCAAUGCAAACUCGUAACAAUGCUUUGAACACUCGUUGGUAUUUGUUUUUGUUCAAUCACGUGUUUAGCAAGCAGUUUCUCGUAUCGUGCUCCAACUUGAACUGUUUUUUAAAUGAACUAAAGUUUGUGGU
Molecule: messenger RNA, 1694 nt
Organism: Cuscuta campestris
Lineage: Eukaryota; Viridiplantae; Streptophyta; Magnoliopsida; Solanales; Convolvulaceae
Source: the annotation of a GenBank genome assembly